AAACCGUAAACCAAGAUAAUCAAAUAUUGCGCCGCGAAACCCUAGGGAUAGAUUAUAGAAAUUUAUCUUCAAGGUAAACUGUAGAGUGCCCGUGUCAAGGAGGCCAUGCGCUGUAAUCAUUUAUUUCUGGAGUCGAAUCGACCAUUUCUUAGCACUCCCCCCCUGAGCAUGUUGGAGAGACGAUACUACAUGCCACUGAAGAAGUAAACAUGUCUAUUCCACUUUUUAUUUUCUAUCUAUUGCUUCUAGCUUGGGUGGUCGUUGGGGUCGCCUCUGGCAUGUUUAUUCUUUAUGUACAAAAAUGCUACGCCCAAGCACAACAACCCGACGAAUCGGAUGAACAUACUUUUCUGAUCCAAGGAUCAACGCUGCGAAGAUCAGGCUAUCUUUCCGAUGAUGAGCUGAGCUUUGAUGGUUCUGAUAAUUACGACGAAUCUCUAAUGUCGGUUGAGAUAGCGCCUGUCAACAGGUUUGAGUGGUAUAUGUAUAUUGUCUGACGAGCUCCAUGCUCUAUUGUAUCACUACUCGGCUGCUAGCUGUUACGCGGGGUACAGUUGAUAUACUUUUCGUCAGAUACCAUUGUCAUCGCCUGCCCUAUUGGAUCGAAAAUAUGAAGAGAGAUAGAUGAAGGAAACACCCAUCACUGUUUAAUGGCUCGAUGGAAAACUACGACAGAGGCCACGAGAUCCCUUAUGAAAGCUUCGCUCAAGGCUAUAUUUGGAUGAAAACCACCUUAUGCCUUAUGUUGACGCGCGCGCAGGGGCGCCGGGGGGUAAUAACAACCAUUAUGGAGGAUACGGUCUGGAUAAGAAGUGCGAGACGAAUCACAUUAUAUCAUGGGAUAUUUACGUUUGGCCAAGAAUAAUUCUACACCACCACUACACCAAACAACCGCCACAGCUAGCACUACUACUCCUACUCCUACCACUGGUACUAUUGCUAUAAAAAAAACUCAUACAACCCAUAAACCAACAAAUCUUAAAUAAGAGUUUAAAGAACUUGGGAAGUGGCUGUAUAGGCAAAAGGAAAUAUCUUGUCCUUCGAACGUUGAUUUAAGGGUAACUAGCUUGGACAAUGGUCUAUCUAUGUAUAUCUUACUGUUAUUUAUGUAUCUACUUUGUGUUUAAUUUUAUAGAUUCUAACGAAUUCUAUGUCUCGUCAAGAAAACCACGCCUUGCUGAUCGAGUUAGUGACUGAAAUAUCUGGCUGGAUAUUAUGUUAUAAGGGGCAAAAUAUUCUGGAAUAUGAUAAGGACGAGGUAGCGAUAUGCUUAUGCGUCAUAAGAAGGAUACACGGUAUCGUAUUAUUUCUACGCUACAUGAUGAUAUACUACUCAAUUUACGCCU
Molecule: messenger RNA, 1346 nt
Organism: Daldinia decipiens
Lineage: Eukaryota; Fungi; Ascomycota; Sordariomycetes; Xylariales; Hypoxylaceae
Exons: 1
Coding region: 210-497 (95 amino acids)
Source: RefSeq, a predicted model, not a curated record